Miniopterus natalensis is the source of this 2124-nucleotide messenger RNA. It is a transcript of the gene QRSL1, whose product is annotated as glutaminyl-tRNA amidotransferase subunit QRSL1. Gene Ontology annotation, molecular function: glutaminyl-tRNA synthase (glutamine-hydrolyzing) activity. Gene Ontology annotation, biological process: glutaminyl-tRNAGln biosynthesis via transamidation; mitochondrial translation. Lineage: Eukaryota; Metazoa; Chordata; Mammalia; Chiroptera; Miniopteridae. Gene Ontology annotation, cellular component: glutamyl-tRNA(Gln) amidotransferase complex; mitochondrion. The record is from RefSeq and is a predicted model, not a curated record.
UCAAUGAGUGAAAAGGAGUAGUAGAGAGACUUGGUGCAGUGCUUACUACACCAGUGAGGGUGGUAUAAUCACCUCCAAGGCCUGUGCUUCAGAUGAGCUCAGGUUUUGAAAGAAGAUGGAAGAGAAAGGCAUUAAGGACCUAGGAGGAUGCCUGCUCACACAUUCCGUUCUCCUUUGGACUCCGGUACAUGGUUUCUGCGGCACUGAAACAAGGCCAAAUUACUCCAACUGAGCUCUGUCAAAAAUGUCUCUCCCUUAUCGAGAAGACCAAGUUUCUAAAUGCUUACAUUACUGUAUCAGAAGAGGUGGCCUUAAAGCAAGCUGAAGAAUCAGAGGAAAGAUAUAAGAAAGGUCACCCACUUGGGGAUUUAGAUGGAAUUCCUGUUGCAGUAAAAGACAACUUUAGCACAUCUGGCAUUGAGACAACGUGUGCAUCAAACAUGCUGAAAGGUUAUGUACCACCUUAUAAUGCCACAGUAGUUCAGAAGCUGUUGGAUCAGGGAGCUCUACUAAUGGGAAAAACAAACUUAGAUGAGUUUGCUAUGGGAUCUGGGAGCACAGACAGUGUAUUUGGACCAGUUAAAAACCCCUGGAGUUAUUCAGAACAGUACAGAGAAAAGAGGAAGUGGAAGCCCCAUGGUGAGCACAAGGAUUCAAAUUGGCUUAUAACUGGAGGAAGCUCAGGAGGGAGUGCAGCAGCCGUAGCAGCGUUCACGUGCUUUGCGGCUUUAGGAUCAGAUACAGGAGGAUCAACCAGGAAUCCAGCUGCCCACUGUGGGGUUGUUGGUUUAAAACCAAGCUAUGGCUUGGUUUCUCGUCACGGUCUCAUUCCCCUGGUGAAUUCAAUGGAUGUGACAGGAAUCUUAACCAGAUGCGUGGAUGAUGCAGCAACUGUGUUGGGUGUACUGGCGGGGCAUGAUUGCAAAGAUUCUACCACAGUACAAGAUCCUGUUAAACCAUUUGUGCUCCCCAGUUUGACAGAUGUGAGCAAACUAUGUAUAGGAAUUCCAAAGGAAUAUCUUGUACCAGACUUAUCAAAUGAAGUACAAUCUCUUUGGUCCAAAGCUGCAAACCUCUUUGAGUCUGAGGGGGCCAAAGUAAUGGAAGUGUCCCUGCCCCACACCAGUUAUUCAGUCGUCUGCUACCAAGUAUUGUGUACGUCAGAAGUAGCAUCGAACAUGGCAAGAUUUGACGGGCUAGAAUAUGGUCACAGAUGUGACAUUAAUGUGUCUACCGAAGCCAUGUAUGCUGCAACCAGACGAGAAGGCUUUAACGAUGUGGUGAGAGGGAGAAUUCUCUCAGGAAACUUUUUCUUAUUAAAAGAAAACUAUGAGAAUUAUUUCGUCAAAGCACAGAAAGUGAGACGACUCAUUGCUAAUGAUUUUGUGAAUGUUUUUAACUCUGGAGUGGAUGUCUUGCUAACUCCCACCACCUUGAGUGAGGCAGUACCGUAUGUGGAGUUCAUCAAGGAAGACAACAGAACUCGAAGUGCCCAAGGUGAUAUUUUUACACAGGCUGUAAAUAUGGCAGGAUUGCCAGCAGUGACUGUCCCUGUGGCCCUCUCCAACCAAGGGUUGCCAAUAGGACUACAAUUUAUUGGACGUGCAUUUUGUGACCAGCAGCUUCUUACAAUUGCCAAAUGGUUUGAAAAACAAGUACAAUUUCCUGUUAUUCAACUUCAAGAAAUAAUGGAUGAUUUUUCAUCAAUCUUUGAAAAUAAAAAGUUAGCUUCUGUUUCUCUAAAACAGGAGUGACAAGUAUAUCAGACAAAUUAAAAUGACUUAAAGAUUUUAUAUUCUAGAAAAGUCAAAUGAUCUUGCUAAGCUCUUGCAAUUUGGUUCAUUGUCAACAUAACCAUUCCUUGGAAUCACUGUUUAAAAUUCUUGUGAUAUAGGCAAUUAUAAUCUGCCAUCAUUUAUUAAGCAUCUGCUAAGUGCAAAGUACAGGAUUUCUACUGUAAUACAAGACACGUGUUCCUGAAAAAUGAUGCAUUUUGCAAAAAUGUUCAUUAAAAAGAACAGAGCUUAUUUACUUUAUUAGGUAUAUUAAUGUUGAAUAACUAUGUUGUACACCUGAAACUAAUAUAGUAUUGUAUAUUAACUAUAUUUUAAUUUUAAUGAAAGG